AUGUCUUUCCUUAACAAGAACUACAAAUUCGUCAGCCAGGAGAACUUUGAGGGGUUCCUCAAGGCAGUUGGUGUGGCUGAAGAUAGGUUUGAGCAGCUGAUGAAGUUCGCUCCCGACCAGAAGCUGACUAAGGAUGGAGAUACUUACACUUAUUAUAACGUUACACCCGAGGGACCGAAGGAAGUCAAAUUCAAAUCUGGAGUAGAAAUUGAUGAACUUCUUGGCUCCUCAAAAGUGCCUGCCCAUAACGCAUCUGUGACUCCUCUGGUGUUGCGGGUGUCCAUGGGCGGUGCUGAUCGCUUACCAUCAGGUGACCCGUCUGCUUGUUUGCCUCCUAUUCCAUUAAAAAUGUGUAAAUUUGAAUUGUGUUCUGGCUUCGCACAAACCACUUCAUUUAUCUGCACUUCCCUAUGGUUGACUGUUAAGAGCACAUACGUGGUUGGGGGCGAUACCAUGACACAAACAGUCAAGUCUGUAGAGAGAGGUGUUGCCGUUUUCAAGAGAGAGUACAAUGGAGAUGAUCUCGUUGUGAUGCCUAACACACAUAGACCGCGCCGAGCGGUGUUCUCACCGCCACCGGCCCUCGCACGGUCCAUGCGGUGGAGCGACGCCGGCGCCACACAUGCGGGGCGCCGCAAUGCCGCAUACCCACUUAGAUUGUCCUGA
Spodoptera littoralis (African cotton leafworm) is the source of this 666-nucleotide messenger RNA. Lineage: Eukaryota; Metazoa; Arthropoda; Insecta; Lepidoptera; Noctuidae. The record is from the annotation of a GenBank genome assembly.